UUGGUUUGGGUGAUGUCAUCCGCCGUUCCGUGAUAAGAGUUUUGGAGGCAAUCAGACGCGAGUCCGAGGAAGCCCGACUCGGCGCUUCUGCCGGGGCUGCUGCGAGGAAACAAGAGAAACCGAACUGACCUGCCGUCCUUCCCUCCGUCUUCAGAUGAGGAUUACACACAGACUGAUGCGGGAAGAGGCGACUGCACCAGCAUCAACCAUCGUCAAACCGACCUUUUGCUAGCUAACGUUAGUUAGCUUGUCAGAUAUCUACUCGAGUUAUUUAGCUGUAUUUUCUGUGACGUUUACCAGAGGACAUCCGCCGUUGAAUCAGUUAACUGAAGAGGGUGCCGUUAGUUGGGCAGCUAAGGUUACCUUUCUGGAUGUAGCUAAUCAAUUAGAUCCUGAUAUAUUAUCCAGAUAGUAUCAUGUGUUUAUUUUCUCCACAUGUAACAUAUAGUGCUAGCUAACUCGCUGGCAUGCUAGCUAGUAGUAACGAGCUUGCUUGCCUGAGCUAAGUGCCUGCCUUCAACCGUUGGCGACGGUUGUACGAGUGAUUCCGCGUGUCCUCGGGUCGUGGAGUAUCCCUGCGAUUGACAUUUCAAUGAUUUUCCUGAUACGAAUCUCAUCACCGUUGUUAGCUCACGCUAGCUAGCAAAUUAGGCUGUUUUAUUUGCGCUCUGCAAAACAAUAGUUUUUGCAUUCACAACGUUUAGCCAUCUUGUUAUUUAACUACCUAACACAACUGAACAUUAUUGUUUUUGUAUGAUCCACUGGUUAGCCACUAAGUUAACGGCAGAGUAGCUAUUUGGCUAAACUACCAACACGCUAACGCUGUCCGAUAUGGGAUGCGCUGUAACGGGAACAGGUGAAUUCGACCCUCUGUUUCAUGAAACAAAUUGCGACGUGUUUGUUAGCCGGCAUCCUAAACUAGCAAAACAACAUAACUAACUUAAAUUACAACGGCGGUGUUUUGUACUUAAUUUCUUAUUCAACAUCAACUUGCUAGCGUAUACUACUAAUAUAUGGAGGCCAACAUGUGCCUGUUGUCUGCUAGGAAACCAAUUAUUUAGACCAUCUAGGCAGCUAGCUGGAUGGCUAGCUACUGAAUUCGAUGUCCGACUGCCUCCCCGUGACUGAUCUACCUCUGGAAUUCUGGUUGUUUUCAAUCUUUCAAAGCCUUUCACGCUGAAUGACCAAGACCGUCGACUUAUUUGUUUCGUGUUCCGGGAGAAUGACAAAACGGCGGAUUAAGUUGCAUUAUCACUAUAUUUUUUUCUCAUAAUUGAACCCACAUUCAUUCUACGCUGAGGGGAAGGUGGAAGAACUCCCACCAUCCCCCCCCCUCCUUGAGUUGCUGUAUGAAAUCGGCGGAGUAAAUCUGGAAAAGCAGAGCUGAGUAUCAGUCUUCUAUGUUUAUUUAUUACGGACUUCAGACAGAAUACCCCUCCGCUUGCGCUCCCGGGGAACGGGGACGACAGGUGCUGCUAUUCCGAGAGCAAUAACGUCAAUUGGAAAGGGACUGGACGCUGGCCUUUCGAUCUCAGGACUAAAACCAUGGCCAAUGAACCCGUCAUCCUUAACGUUUAUGAUAUGUACUGGAUAAACGAGUACACCUCCACUCUGGGUAUUGGAGUCUUCCACUCAGGCAUCGAGAUCUACGGCAGAGAGUUUGCAUACGGGGGUCAUCCGUACCCUUUCAGUGGGAUCUUCGAAAUCACCCCUGGAAAUGCCACUGAGUUGGGGGAGACCUUCAAAUUCAAGGAGGCCAUCGCCCUGGGCACCACCGACUUCACGGAGGAAGACAUCGACAAGAUCAUGGAGGAGCUGGGGAAGGAGUUCAAGGGAAACGCCUAUCACCUGAUGCACAAGAACUGCAACCACUUCUCCUCCUCGCUCUCCGAGCUCCUGUGCGGGCGUGAGAUCCCGCGCUGGGUGAACCGGCUGGCCUACUUCAGCUCCUGCAUCCCCUUCCUGCAGAGCUGCCUGCCCAAGGAGUGGCUGACCCCCGCCGCCCUGCAGAGCCACAUCAGCCUGGGCCUCCACAAGGAGGAGCAGGAGGAGUCGAGCGACGAGGAGCCCCCCUCCGCCUCGGGGGCCGCGGGGGGGUCGGGCUCCUCGCACGGCUGCCGCCACACGCGGGUCUGAGCUGCUCCCCCGCCGUCCGGACCCGGCCGCCUUUCAGGGGACACAGCGCCACCUUUAGGCUUGGAUGACCCCGUGGAAAAUGAACAAACCUUGUGCCCACAAUGAAGAGGCGGGAACAGGCACCUUCCCAAUAUCCCAGGGACACCCCCUACCCCCCCAUUUUUAAAAACUUCGUACUUUAAAAAACAAAAAAAAAACCUUCCCAGAAGUGUUUUGAACUUCCUUUCCAGAGGAAAGUUCGAAAAGUCUUUUUUGUUUUCUGUUUUUAAAAGAGGUGCCAAAUGAGUGAUGGACAGCACAGACUGACCACUGUUGAGUCCCUCUUCUUGGAUUUUGUUUUUUUGCCAUGGAACUUCUUUGUAACCUCAGUCAACCGUCCCUACCCCCAUUUUUCAAAAGUUGUCAGUGUAGUUUAGCUGGAUGUCUGAUGCCCCUGGUAGUCAUAAUAGACGGAGACUGUAUUUGUUUCUGUUUAGAAGUACAUGUUCAACAAAGAACUACAUAAUAAUAAAAACAUUGUCAUGGCCUUGCCUUGUCUUUUAAUUGGGCAGGCUAGUAUUUUGGACUUUAGGUUCCGUGGGGGUGAGGGGGUCAUUCUAGCAAGGCUUUUGUUGUUUUCUCAAUUUGCAAAAUUAAAAACAAAUGUGCCAAGCUUAUCUUAACAAUUACUUACUUUGUAUCGGAAUGCACUUAAUUGUGUUCCGAUUGAAAUUCUUUGUUCAAAGUCCUUCAGAACUGUGCAGUAUGUAUUUUUUUUCUACCCUCGUUGCAGUUUUGUUGUGGGAUUUGAGCUUUGUCGUCUGAAUCCAAACGCAGCUUGAGCAAAGCGAAGGUACAUCAAAAGGUAGCUAAACGUGUUCUGAUCAGGUAUCUGUGCAGCGUGAAACUAUGGGGAGUGUACAGUGCUGUACAGUGGGUAUCUGCUCUGAGUCUAUGUGGUAAGUACGGGGGAAAUGCUAAUCCGAAAGAGCACACACCCACCCAGCCACUUUCAAACUUCCCUUGAGCUUUGGACUAAUGGGCUUUACAGAUAACAAUGCCUUUGUGUUUUUUUUGUUCCCCCUCUCCCCCCCCCCCCCUCUCUCCUUGAACACAAUGAUUGAACUGAUGUGGGGGUGGGGGGUGGGAGGGUGUGAGGGAAGCCUUAAUGAAAGGUUUGUGUAGAAAUGUCUCUUGAGUUUGUGGGGGACGUAUGUUUGUGUUUCCUGUAGCCCUUGAACACUUUGGGUUUUGCUGUGGAUUAUUUAUUUUUAUUAUUAUCUUUUUUUUUUAACAAAGUUAUGUUGUAGGGAGGAGGGGCCAGGAAUGUCAGCGAACUUUUGACUUGCCUUUGAACCGCAAAUCCAUCCAAACGCACUACACUGUUACUGCUUUGCUGUGGCCUAUAAGGGCGUUCGGUAUUCAUUUUGCCUUCUGUAACAUGGCAGAUGUGCCCAUCUAAUUAUUUCUUCUGAAUACGAUACAAUCUUAAUUCCUUGCUUAGGAUUUCACACAUUCAUAGACCUGUAUGCUGUUUGCCUCCUUUUUGUCUUGCCUUUUAAAGAAUCUUAACUUGGCUUAAUGUUUUAAAAACUCAUACUCCAUUUUAAGUGACAUACCGUCCUCCUCUCUGGUGAAGGAAUGGAAGUUGUUCAAGGGUGUUGUGGUUUUUUUUGUUUUUUUCUUCUGUAUGUACAAGUAAUUUUAUGUUUAUGUGCUGUAUUAUCUAACAGGGUUAUUGACAAUAUCACUGCUGUUGUGAUUAUUUAAAUUAUUUAUUAUUUUUACAUUUUUAAUGAUGGACGAAGGCCAGUGCUCCAAGUUCACUACUGACAAACGUUGACACUUUCUAUUGCUGAUUUCAGUAAGAUAACUUUUUCUAUUGUACUGUGUCAAUUUUACCAUAAUUGGUAUCUUUUUCUGAGUUAAAAAGACAAUGGCACCAGUUUUAAGAAUGAAUCCAGAAUAAAAAUGGGAAUUACGAUAAUGUGUUAAUUUUGUCUUAAGCUUUUGUUACAGUAUCAGCAGAUCAGAUAUUUAAAUGUGGUAUACAAACGCACACAUUUUUAUUUUAUCGUGUAUACAAUCCCCAAUGUACCCGAAAUGAAUGCAAAGAGGUUAGAAUCACAAUCUGGUUUUAUCCGUUUCUGUUGCAGUUUGAACAUGGCCAUUAUUAAACUGAAGGACUGUAAGAUGUUCUACGUACCAAGGCAAUGGGAUUUCUACUCUUAAAGGCACCGUGAUGUAUGGACUCUGGCCCUCUGCAAAUAAUUCUGCAUGAGAAGGCCAUACUUGUUUAAGUAUUCUGGUACUGAGGCUACGGGCGCAUUCCCUUCUGUGUUCCCUUCAUAUCUUAGUGCAGCCUAAAUUCUGUGCCUUUUCUUGGUAGAAAGACCUAUAACAGUUGCUGUCAGUUGUUUUUUAUAACAUUAAACGGAGGCUUGUAACGGUGGGACGACUGUAAUUCCAGGGAAAUGUUACCAGAGACCUACAUAUAUCUGAAAUUACAUUAUCUCAAGUUUUCAUGUGAUGUGGCUGGUGACUAAAAUAACGGAAAAAACUUCUGUUUAUCGGAUGUUCCCAACUGCCCGUGCAUCCUUGUCUGUUUUCAUGAGCUAUCAGAGCCAACAGUAUUUUCAUUAGAAAGCCUCUUCGCGGAUUUUACUACCAAGUUCUCGGGAAAGGCGUUUCCUAUGAGUCUGAUGUGAUGAAAUACAGGAUUUGUACCACUAUUCCUGACUUAUUUGUGCCUGUUGGGUUUUGUCUGACAUAUCUUUUUGAACAUUAUAAGGACAGUAAUAAAACAUCUUGCAUAUCCUU
Molecule: messenger RNA, 4935 nt
Organism: Conger conger (European conger)
Lineage: Eukaryota; Metazoa; Chordata; Actinopteri; Anguilliformes; Congridae
Product: deubiquitinase DESI2
Exons: 5
Coding region: 1546-2136 (196 amino acids)
Biological process (GO): protein deubiquitination
Molecular function (GO): deubiquitinase activity
Source: RefSeq, a predicted model, not a curated record